AUGAAUCGUAUGUCGAUCACCAAACAACCAUCUCAAGUUAGUAAAUUCUAUCUUGCAUGUCGAAAUGGCGAUGUGGAUUUUGUCAAAAAAUAUCUGAUGACUCUCAAACAAGCAAAAUAUGAUCUAAAUCCUUUAGAACCAAAUGUCGAUAGUACACCACUACAUGCUGCUUGCUACUAUGGUCACAAAGAAAUAGUUAAAUUAUUGCUAGAAAAUGGAUGUGAUCGAUUGAAAAUAAAUCGAUAUGGUUUAACUGCUUAUGAAGAGGCUGCCAAUGAUGAUAUUCGACAACUAUUCAAACGGUCACAAAUUCGCAAUUGUAGUCAACGUUUUCAAGAUGAAAUUAUAGAUGAUUGUUUUGAUUUUGUCCGACGCCCUAAAAAAGACAAAAAAGAAACUGUUGUUCCCCUUUCGACGUCACCAUCUGAAAUGAAAAAGAUGCCACCGUUUCAAACUUAUAAAACAAGAACUGAAAAACAACUUGAAAUAGGUUAUGCUACUACAUCAAUAGCCAUGUGUCAAUCAAAAUUCGGAAGAUGUAUUGCUGAUAAAUUUAAUGAUGAUGCACCAAUGUCAUUGAAUGCCAUUGGUAUUCGACUUCAAGAUAUAAUUGACAGAGAACUCAUAGCUAACAAAGAUCCGGAAUCGUCUAAAGCAAAUGAAUUAUUAAAUAAAUUUUUAACAGAUCUUUCUAAUGAUCAUAUUAAACACCUUAUACCAUUACCUUUGUAUAUAAAAUUACAAACAUUAAAAGAUCGAUAUUUCAAAGGACUAUCGUAUCGUGGUGCAAAAAUGACUGAUGAUGAAAUUGCAACGUAUGAAUGGGCUGUUCAAAAUCGUGGAAGUCUUUUGCAAACUAAACAUUUUUCAUCAACUUCUCAAGAUCGUUCUGUUGCUGAAGGGUUUGCAAAUGCAGUAAUUGAAACUCCUGACAAUAUUCAAAAAAAUCGUGUUGUGUUCAUAUUCAAUUUUCCCAUAGAAUGUGAUCAAGCGAUAAAUUUAAGUCGAAUAUCUGACACACAACCAUGUCUAUCAGAAUUUGAAGAUGAGAAUGAAGUUUUAGUAUUACCAUGGACAUUGUUUCAAGUUGAUUAUGUUUAUAAAGACUCACCAACAUCAUAUACAAUCUAUUUAACGAACGUUUCAUUACCGCAAAAAAGUCUUUUUUCAUCAUUCAAGUGGAUAUUAAAACAUCCUAAAGGUUCUAUAGAUCGAUUUCAUGAACAUUUUCCAGAAAGGAAACCAGAUUUUAUUGUAAAACAUCUCAUGAAUAGCGGUUUCAGAUUUGAUCAUCCAAUGGUUAAGAAAAAUGAUGAAUAA
Molecule: messenger RNA, 1320 nt
Organism: Rotaria sp. Silwood1
Lineage: Eukaryota; Metazoa; Rotifera; Eurotatoria; Philodinida; Philodinidae
Source: the annotation of a GenBank genome assembly